Molecule: messenger RNA, 1750 nt
Organism: Mercenaria mercenaria
Lineage: Eukaryota; Metazoa; Mollusca; Bivalvia; Venerida; Veneridae
Product: FMRFamide receptor-like
Exons: 2
Coding region: 386-1480 (364 amino acids)
Biological process (GO): G protein-coupled receptor signaling pathway
Cellular component (GO): membrane
Molecular function (GO): G protein-coupled receptor activity
Source: RefSeq, a predicted model, not a curated record
UGCAUUAUAUAAAUUAUUUGCCAUUUCUCACUUUUUUUGCUGCAUCUCAGUUUUAUUGUGGUCGUUAGAGCAUGUAAUAGUAUGAAAUUAUAGUGGGAUAAAAUCAUAUCAGGAAUAAUACAUAGUAUGCUGUAUCCGCGUGUUGGAUAACCUAUUAUGAGGAAGUUUAUAUAUGAUGUGAUGAUGGAAAGUUAAAGAGUUCGCCUGAUUUGCGAAUAUUCAAACAGGAACUUAUAUCAUAACAUAUUACCGUACCUUUCUUUGAAGAUAGCAACAUCAAUUGCUUGUGCUACAUAACGUAAAAAGGACUUGUGAUUAUAUUACUAAAAGUACGAAACAUGCUGGAGGUAAGUCGGAUAUAUGGCGCAUUGACCUGACACUAACAAUGAAAGUAAAGGAACUGAACUUUAAGGUCAAUCUGACCUACGGAGAUGAUAACAUUCAAGAUGAUGGGUUCGAAAGUUUGUUACAGCUUAUGUUUAUAUUCUGGGGCGUCAUUAUACCAAUCAUCGGCAUUAUUGGAAUCGUAGGGAAUAUUUUGACUGGGAUUGUUUUAUUCCGACGAGAGAUGAGAUCUACAACAGUCUUUUUCUUGAGAACGUUACUAAUAACGGAUACUGGAAUAAUUGUUUGUGCAAUCAUGGGAGUAUCAGUGAUUUCCAUUACACAGCUGGAUUCUAAAGAAUUGUUAUUCAAUGAUGUGAUUUACCCGCAUAUUUUUACACCAAUAAAUUACUUUGUUAUGGCACUUCAGACGUUAAAUGUUUGGACAACUGUUGCCGUGUCCGCGGAACGGUAUAUCGCAAUUUGUUUUCCGUUCAAAUCUAUAAAUCUAUGUAACAGACGCAAUGCUUAUAUUAUAAUUGGUGUCACAACACUGUUUUCGGCUGUUUAUAACAUUCCGAGAUGUUUCGCUACAGGAUUUACUACAUGUGGUGACCGUUGUUACAUGAUCAUAACUACAGAUUUUGGCAAAACCAAAUUUUAUACAACUGUUUAUAGCGAAUGGCUGUACACAAUUCUUAUUUAUGUUAUUCCUCUUCUAAUUUUAGGAGUUUUAAACACUCUGCUUAUUACAGAAUUGACGCGCAUGCGUAGAAGAAGAAGCGUAACAAACAAUAAAGAAAACACAGAGUUUAAUUUAAGUAUUGUCCUAGUGAUAAUUGUUGUGGUAUUUAUUAUUUGUCAGACUCCAGGAUUAGUGGCACAAUUUCAUUUUCUGGACGCAAACUUUUUAAUGAAAUGGACCUGUGUGAGUAAUACGCUAUUUGUGUUGAAUUCGUCCGUGAAUUUUGUUAUUUAUACUGCGGUUGGAAGAAAAUUUAGAACACUUCUUUUGAAAAUAUUUAAAAAGUGUCUUUUUGGCACUGAGGAUUCCUCGAAUAUAGAUAGAGAACUAACUACAUUAACAACAAUAAAAGACACAUAUGGACCGCGCACAACAAGUGAUGAACUAACUGCUUUAAAUGACAGUGAAUGAUAGUUUUAUACUGGGGUUUAAAUGAUAAGAAGAAAAAGUAUUUUAAUAUUGUGUUUUUGUCGAAAAUCUUCCCUCAUUUAUAUGAUACUAAAUGUUAUAAUAACUUAUUCAGACGUUUUUCUAGGACUAUGAUCCUUAAAAGCAUUGUUUCUGGACACGCUGAAUUUCGCUACAGUUUACUAUGAGUAUCAUAUUUUGCCCAUUCCAUUGGAAAACCUGUAUUAUUGACAUUAUUUAAUUCUAAAUAAUAAAUAAUUUAUAAUACUUGAA